AUAUGCCCUCAUCUUGCAAAGACAUCCGUNGCGGCGCUAGCCGAGUGCCUCCAACAAAGCGACUGUAUCAUGGUCCAACGCCACAGUGCCGCCGACUGCCUCCGCCCACCGCUCGUCGAUACACUCCCCACCCGCUGCCAGCAACUGAAGAAGGGAUAUGGAGAAUGCAAGCGUGGUCUGAUCGAUAUGCGCAAGAGAUUCCGCGGCAACAAGCCUGUCGCCUCAAGCGUCGAACUUGAGGCCGGCGCCGACAACCCGAGCAGACAGCUCUAUGCUGGAAAGAGCGCUUUUGGCGACAUCAAGACCACGGAUGGCAAGGAUGCGCCUGAGGACGACUCAUAG
Molecule: messenger RNA, 342 nt
Organism: Aureobasidium vineae
Lineage: Eukaryota; Fungi; Ascomycota; Dothideomycetes; Dothideales; Saccotheciaceae
Source: the annotation of a GenBank genome assembly